UGUUCCUAAUGGUUUGUAAAUUCAGUGUAUAAUUACGUGCAUUCAGAUCAGAUCUUUAUUUGUAGGACUAUCUAUGGCAGAAGGCUAUGGAUAAUUUUAAUCCGUAUGGUGAUUAUCCUCAGUGAGGAACUGUGUAGGAGGGAUGCAGCCAUCAUUAUUAGUGAUUUUACACUUUUCGCCAGCUAUACACGUCACAGCAUCCUCUCUCUGGUGCGGUUGGAAAUACACCAUCGCUGCAUCAUUCCGCUUUCUCUUUAAUAAUUAUAGGGGGCCCCCGAGACCAUAAUAGGCUACAUUUCAAUCAUGGUCGACGAUGUUCCACCGAUUAUAAAUAUUGCUAUCGCGCUAAAAAUUCAACCGAAUGAUGGACCGGUGUUUUUCAAGGUGGAUGGGACCAGAUUCGGCCAGAGCAGGACAGUAAAAUUGCUUACAGGAUCGAAGUAUAAGGUUGAGGUGGUUAUGAAGCCGGGCAAUGCUGAUGCCACCACCAUGAACAUCGGAGGUAUCACCCUCCCUCUGGAGCAGCAGUCCAAAGAUGAGGAGUCAGUCGUUUACCAUGGACAGUAUGACACAGAGGGAGUGCCUCACACCAAGAGUGGGGACAGGCAACCUGUCCAAGUCAGCAUAGAGUUUGGAAAGGCGGGCCAAUUCGAGACAAUAUGGCAGCUCUGGCCACACGAGCUGAAGCUGUGGCCCUCCUGGACCAGGAUUGAAGACAGCUGCGGGUGGAAAUGUAUCUAAUCUGACUUAUUACCUGUGAGGUGUGUGUGAUGUGAGUUGUAUGAAUAUAUUGACAUUAUAUUAACAUUUACAUUUACAUUUUAGUCAUUUAGCAGACGCUCUUAUCCUUGUGUUAUCCUAUGUGUUAGUUCUAGUGUUGUUUAAUCAUUUGAACAGUUUAGCUGUCUACUUCUGAACAGCACAAUUGUGAUUAGUCUAUAAAGGGGUGAGACAGUUUUUUUGUUAACUUCUAUAUUAUUUUAUGGAGAUAUCCAUAUUCUAGAAUCUAUUAAGUGCUUCUAUUCUUGUUAUGUUGUGGGUCGCUAUCAUUGUUUUGUCUCAGUUUUGUCUGUAAAUGUAUGGCUGAAUAAACCUAUGCCUAAAGG
Messenger RNA from Coregonus clupeaformis (lake whitefish), 1106 nucleotides. Its product is annotated as CB1 cannabinoid receptor-interacting protein 1-like. Gene Ontology annotation, molecular function: type 1 cannabinoid receptor binding. Bases 304 to 741 code for a protein of 145 amino acids. Gene Ontology annotation, biological process: negative regulation of signaling receptor activity. The record is from RefSeq and is a predicted model, not a curated record. NCBI's taxonomy places the organism in Eukaryota, Metazoa, Chordata, Actinopteri, Salmoniformes, Salmonidae. Gene Ontology annotation, cellular component: plasma membrane. The transcript has 4 exons.